AGGUGUUUAUAAUGAAGGCGAGUCCCGCGUUCAGCUCAGACCUCCUCGUGCUCUCGUCCUCUCGUCAUGUCGCUGGUCGCGUGCAUUCUCUGGACUUUGUUCAGUGGGUCACUGGGAGGUCCGGUUCCGGUGACUGAUGAGGUCCAGACAUACCACCACCUGCCCAUGUUCCUGGACGCACCAGAGCCGGUUAUAGCGCAGGAGCUGUUUCUGCCGGUCCCUCAUAAGAGACCUGUCCCCGCCGGGAUCACCUCGCUGCUGUUACCGGUGGAGAGACCGCAGCAGAGCGUGCAGGGGACCGGGACCCGCGCUGUUGAGGUCUUCUGUGGGGGUGAUGGGAUACGCGUGGAUCGCUUCCAGGUGCGCUCCUGGACCAACCCGUACCUGUUCAGCCUGGGAACAUGCCGAGUCACCAAAGUCACCCCGCGUUUUCUUUAUUUCCAUUACAAACUGACAGAGUGUGGAGGAGAGUCACAGAUUGUUGGUGGGCAGCUGGUGUACUCCUUCACUCUGUCUUAUACUCCUCCUCCUCCACAAGGCUUCGCCAUCAGAGUCAUGGCUCUGACACUUCCCCUUCACUGCCAUUACAACAGGUUUCACUACUCGUACAAAGUCGGCUUCAGACCUCAAGUCCAGCCCAAGACGUUUCUGAAAAGCACCAGGAGUAAACUGAGCUUCAGCCUCACCGUCUGUAACGAGCAUUGGGAGCCUGUCCCUGAGGGUCAAGAGUUCGUUUUGGGGGAGUUGGUGUAUUUCAUUGCCCAGAGCGGAGUUCUGUUAGCCGGAGAGAGUCUGUACGUGGACUCCUGCUAUGCCACCAGCACCAAAGACCCGGACAGCCAGCUCAGAGUCGACAUUAUCACCAACUAUGGCUGUAUGACAGACAGCAGGAGGGAAGGCAGCAGCUCAUACUUUCUGUCUGCAGGGGGCGCCGUGCUCAAGUUUUCUGUGGAUGCUUUACUCUUCAGGGCGGUCUCACAAGUGUUGUAUCUCCACUGCUCGAUGUCAGUCAGUCUCACUACCUCUCACGUCUCAAAGUCCUGCAACUACAACACCGCUGCUGGCAGGUGGGAGGAGCUUGAAGCCUCACCCUCAGUGUGCUCGUGCUGUGACUCCACGUGCACCGAUGGACAGGACGUGAUUAAGAACACAGUCAGCAGUCAGGGCUGGUUCGUCGAACAAAACGUCGAACAGAAACCAAGAAUGAGGGCGAGUUCUCUCCAAUCUGGACUGAAAGACGAUGAAGCCCUUCAUCACCUGGGUCAGUUUACUGAAGCAGCAGAGCCCCACAAAGAAGAGUUUCCUGGAAGAGCACACAGUCUGAGUUCCGGUCUUGUUGGAUCAGAGCAGCAGGACAACCCGGAUCAUUCCUCCGUGGUGACGGUGACUGAAUCCUCCGAGAGCAGCAGCAUGUUUGACAGGAAGUGGGCGUAG
Molecule: messenger RNA, 1434 nt
Organism: Labrus bergylta (ballan wrasse)
Lineage: Eukaryota; Metazoa; Chordata; Actinopteri; Labriformes; Labridae
Source: RefSeq, a predicted model, not a curated record